This is a messenger RNA of Vigna angularis (adzuki bean), 1191 nucleotides long. Its product is annotated as two-component response regulator ORR9. The transcript has 5 exons. NCBI's taxonomy places the organism in Eukaryota, Viridiplantae, Streptophyta, Magnoliopsida, Fabales, Fabaceae. The record is from RefSeq and is a predicted model, not a curated record. Bases 317 to 1012 code for a protein of 231 amino acids. Gene Ontology annotation, biological process: phosphorelay signal transduction system; cytokinin-activated signaling pathway.
UUGUACCAAAGUGGUAGAGAGAAUCUAGGGAGAAGAUCUCACCAUGAAGAAGCUAAGCGCACACAAAAACAACACCACAUCCAUGCCACUGUGCCACCACAGUUUUUUCUCUCAUGCACCCACUCAUACCAAAACAAAAAAAUAAAUCAAAAAUCAAAACAAAAAGCUACCAGGGAUAAUUACAUUCCACCUCUUCUUCCCAUUCUCUCUCUCUCUCUCUCUCUCUCUCCCUGAAUUACUGAUACAUUUUAAACCAGCUAUAUAUAUUGCAAGUAAACAUAUAGAUAGUGUUCAGAAGCUUAUUCUCAACCCUGAUAUGGAGUUUGUGGAUAACAGAAAACUACAGUUACAACAACAACAACUGCAAAAACAGCCGCAACCGCAGGAGCAACAUUUUCAUGUGUUGGCAGUGGACGACAGUGUCAUAGAUAGGAAGCUUUUGGAGAGGCUCCUAAGAGGUUCUUCAUGCAAAGUCACCUGCGUGGACUCCGGAGACAAGGCUUUGAAAUAUCUCGGGUUGGUUGAUGACCUUCAUGAUACUACUUCUUCAACCUCUUUAGAAUCAUCAUCUCCUCCUCCACCUCAACCAUUGCAGCAAGAGGGAAUCAAAGUGAAUUUGAUCAUGACAGACUAUUGCAUGCCUGGGAUGAGUGGCUAUGAUUUACUCAAACGAGUCAAGGGAUCUUCUUGGAAAGAUGUUCCCGUCGUGAUUAUGUCAUCAGAAAAUGUACCUUCCAGAAUCAGCAUGUGCUUGGAAGGAGGGGCAGAAGAGUUUCUGCUGAAGCCUCUUCAGUUAUCAGAUUUGGACAAGCUUCAGUCAUACUUUCUGAAAUCCCUUGAAAACUCUUGUGAAAAAGAAUCUGCUAACAGUUGCAUAGAUUCGGAGAAUGAGAAUGUCAUCAUUAACAUUAGUAACCAUAACAGUAACAGUAUUAGCAAAAGGAAGGCCAUAUCUCCGGACUCUCAUCAGGAGAGAUCAAGACCCAAAAUGAAGGAGUUGGCUGUGGUGUAAGAAAACAACACUACAGAGAGUGUUUGGUGCAUACCUGUUAUAUAGUUUAUGACUAUGAUUAUAAUUAUGGCUAUCUCCUCAAAUCUAAGAGCUUAAUGAAUUCCCAGUGAGUGUUAAUGUCAUUAUUCACAAUUAAUUAUCAUUUACCUCUUUUUCAAAUCAUUUUAAUUAUUAUUUCA